Molecule: messenger RNA, 1843 nt
Organism: Cucurbita pepo subsp. pepo (vegetable marrow)
Lineage: Eukaryota; Viridiplantae; Streptophyta; Magnoliopsida; Cucurbitales; Cucurbitaceae
Product: synaptotagmin-1
Cellular component (GO): endoplasmic reticulum
Molecular function (GO): lipid binding
Source: RefSeq, a predicted model, not a curated record
AUGGAUUUUCUGAACGCCCUAUGGAGCAUUUGGGGAUUCUUUGUCGGAAUUUCAGUGGGUCUGGUGGUCGGAUAUUUCUUGUUUAUAUACUUCAAACCAAGCGAUGUGAAGGAACCUGAGAUUAAGCCGUUGACUGAACCUGACUCUGAAACCAUACAGCGGAUGCUCCCUGAGAUGCCGUUGUGGGUGAAAAAUCCUGAUUAUGAUCGUAUGGACUGGCUAAACACGUUUAUUGACUAUCUCUGGCCUUAUCUUGACAAGGCAAUUGUGAAGACAGUAAGAGCUGUUGUUAAGCCUAUAAUUGCCGAGGAGAUUCCCAAGUAUAAGAUCAAGUCGGUCGAAUUCCAAGAGCUCACGCUCGGCUCACUCUCGCCCACUCUUCAAGGUAUGAAAGUCUAUGAAAUGCAUGAAAAGGAGUUGAUAUUGGAACCUGCAAUCAAAUGGGCUGGAAAUCCCAACAUCAUGGCUGCAGUUACAGCAUUUGGAUUAAAAGCUACCGUUCAGCUGGUGGAUCUGCAAGUUUUCGCGGUGCCACGGAUCGUCUUGAAGCCACUGGUUCCGAGCUUUCCUUGUUUUGCAAACAUUUCCGUGUCUCUAAUGGAGAAGCCACACGUCGAUUUUGGACUAAAGUUCAUGGGGAUCGACCUGAUGUCAAUACCCGGUCUUUAUACGUUUGUCCAGGAGCGCAUAAAAGAUCAGAUUGCAAGCAUGUAUCUAUGGCCAAAGACUCUAAAAAUACAAAUUAUGGACUCAGCUAAAGCGUUUAAGAAGCCCGUGGGGAUUCUCCAUGUGAAAGUUGUGAGAGCAAUGAACCUUAGGAAAAAGGAUCUUUUAGGUGCAUCCGAUCCAUAUUUGAAACUAAAGCUCACCGACGACAAGUUACCUUCGAAGAAAACAUCCGUGAAGCACAAUAACUUGAACCCCGAAUGGAACGAGGAGUUCAAGUUAGUCGUUAAAGAUCCCGAAUCCCAAGCCUUAGAGCUUCGUGUUUAUGAUUGGGAGCAGGUAUUAAUUCUUACAACGUGUACCAUAUUUCUUACCAUGUCCCGGUGGACGGGCACCGAAAAUAAAGCUUUUGUGAUAUCUCAGGUUGGGAAGCACGACAAGAUGGGCAUAAACGUUAUACCGCUGAAAGAUCUUCCUCCCGACGAGGUGAAAGUUCUGACUCUCGACCUUAGAAAGAAGGUUGAUUCGGGUGGCACUGAUAACGAGAAGGACCGCGGUCAGCUCGUAGUUGAACUUAAAUAUAAACCGUUAAAAGAAGAAGAGAUGUCGAGGGGUUUUGACGAAAUGCAUGAAGUACCGAAAGCUCCCGAAGGAACGCCUGCUGGGGGCGGUUUGCUGGUUGUCAUAGUUCAUGAAGCUGAGGAUGUUGAAGGAAAACAUCAUACCAACCCAUUUGUAAGGAUUUACUUCAGAGGGGAUAAGAGAAAGACUAAGCGGGUGAAGAAGAACAGAGAUCCGAGAUGGGAGGAGGAGUUCCAUUUUGCGCUAGACGAACCGCCCACGAACGACAAAGUACACGUAGAAGUAGUCAGUACUUCUUCAAAAAUAGGUUUGCUGCAUCCAAAGGAAUGUCUUGGCUAUGUGGACAUCAGCCUGUCGGAUGUGGUGGCCAACAAAAGGAUUAACGAGAAGUACCAUCUUAUAGACUCAAAGAAUGGACGCAUCCAUGUCGAACUGCAAUGGAGAACUUCCUCGUAGAACGCUUCUUUCAUGUUCGUAUUCGUUUGUACGGUUUUUGAGCUGUAUAUUCUGUGCACGUUUCGUGUAACUUUUAUAAUAUGUUAAGAAAUAAUGUGAUGCAGGCUAAUAGUAGGCGGUUGAUUUAUGUUCUUGUGAA